This is a messenger RNA of Cannabis sativa, 2192 nucleotides long. RefSeq names its product serine/threonine protein phosphatase 2A 55 kDa regulatory subunit B beta isoform. The record is from RefSeq and is a predicted model, not a curated record. Gene Ontology annotation, molecular function: protein binding; protein phosphatase regulator activity. The transcript has 14 exons. Bases 199 to 1761 code for a protein of 520 amino acids. Gene Ontology annotation, cellular component: protein phosphatase type 2A complex; cytosol. NCBI's taxonomy places the organism in Eukaryota, Viridiplantae, Streptophyta, Magnoliopsida, Rosales, Cannabaceae. Gene Ontology annotation, biological process: peptidyl-serine dephosphorylation.
AGAAGAAGGCAUUUUCCCGGAAAAUAAAAUAAAAAAUCGAGUGGUGUAAGGAAGUAGAGUGGAAAAAGCUUAGAAAAUUCAUUGGUAUAAAUCUCCAUUACAACUUCAGUUCCCUCCAAUGUUGAACUCUCUCAUGUAAUUGAAAUUUGAAGCUAAAUCCACUUUUGACUUUGAGCUCCGGUUUUUAGUUGUGCCCCUAUGGAGUGGAACUUCUCUCAGGUUUUCGGCGAACGAGCUCCGGGAGAGGAUGUUGAGGAAGUUGAUAUCAUCACUGCUAUGGGAUUCGACGCUAGCGGUGAUUACCUUGCCGUUGGAGAUAGAGGUGGUCGUGUUGUGAUAUUCGAAAGAAAAGAUGGGAAACAUACUUCGAAUCAGUACCAGCCUCGCACUAAGUUGGAGGAACUGGAUUUUACCCCUACUUGGAAUCCUGAAUUUCAGUACAAGACUGAGUUUCAGAGCCAUGAGCCUGAGUUUGACUAUUUGAAGAGUUUGGAAAUCGAAGAGAAGAUAAACAAAAUAAGAUGGUGUGCUACGCCCAACGGUUCACUCUUUAUCCUUUCCACCAACAACAAGACAAUUAAAUUGUGGAAGGUGAAGGAACGUAAGGUAAAGAAAGUAAAAGAAAUGGAUUCUUCUCCGUAUGUGAGUUCAGAGAAUGCACUUUUAGCUGAAAAGAGCUUCAUGACUGGACAAGAUUCUAAUGGUCAUCAUUCAGAUUGGACAGAUAAGAUGGGAAAGAACAUGUCACCAACACAAUACCAACAUGAUGAGAUUGUAGACCUAGAAGAUACUGCACAAACAAGAUGUCGGAAGGCUUAUGCUCAUGCUCAUGAGUUUAAUAUAAAUUCCAUCUCAACUAAUAGCGACUGUGAGACAUUUAUUUCUGCAGAUGACCUUAGGAUAAACUUGUGGAAUCUUGAGAUAAGUGGUCAGUGCUUCAACAUUAUUGACAUGAAGCCAUCAAAUAUGGAGGACCUUACUGAGGUUAUAACAAUAGCUGAGUUUCAUCCAAUUCAUUGCAAUUUUCUCGCAUACGGCAGCUCAAGAGGAUUUAUUCGCCUAGUUGACAUGCGUCAAUCAGCUUUAUGUGAUCACAGUGCGAUAAUAUUGGAAGAUGGAGGUUCACGCGGGUCGAAAUCAUUUUUCACAGAGAUUGUUGCAUCCAUUUCUGAUAUGAAGUUCUCUAAGGAUGGGCGGUACAUCUUAAGUCGCGAUUACAUGAAUCUAAAGCUAUGGGACAUGCAUAUGGAUUCCUCACCAGUUGCAAUAUACAAGAUCCAUGAGAACCUCAGACCCAAGUUCAUCCUAAAGGCUUACAGGCUCAACAUGCAUGCAAAUAUGUCCCUUCUACUGUCACCUGACAUCAAUUUCUGGCAGUUGUGCGAAUUGUAUGAUAAUGACUGCAUAUUUGAUAAAUUUGCUUGCUGCCUCAGUGGGGAUGGAAUGCAUUAUGCAACUGGGUCUUACAGCAAUCAUUUACGCAUUUUCUCCCAUGGUGCUGGAAGUGAUGAAGGAAUCACAAUAGAAGCUAGCAAGCAUCCUGUCAGAAAGCCAGUUUUGCAUGCUGCUCCAAGGACUAGAAGAUCUUCUUUGAGCAAUCUGACGCGUCGAUUUUACCGCCAUGGGAAUGAUAAUUCAAGUUCAGGAAAUAAUGACUUCUCAUGUAACUUAAAUUCCAAGUUAUUACAUCUAGCAUGGCAUCCAGAAAAAAACUUGAUUGCUUGUGCUGCUGGGAAUAGCCUGUUCAUGUAUCAUGCAUAGAUUCCUUUUUGUACAGUUACAAUUCUGAAAGUGUUUGUAGAGAGGGAGAGCAUUAAAGUUCACUCAGCUUGAGAUGAUGAGAGAAAGGUUUCUUCUUCUUAAAUAUAUAUAUAUAUAUAUAUAUAUAUAUAUAUUUUUUUUUUUGACGCGGUGAUCAAAAUCACACAUGAUUAACAAAGCGACAAUCCAUAAUCGGCGGCGGCACCACCUCGAACCAGGAUAGCUCAUCGUCUAACCGAAGGGCAUGCUUUGCCAAACCAUGAGCUGCAGAAUUUCUUCUUAAAUAUUUAACAACAGAGAAAAUAAAAACAUAAAAAAAAAAAAAAGUCUACUUAGAAGGUUCUGUGUUGUGGAAAGUAAUAAUGUUAAUAAAUCAUUGUCAAAAAAAAAAAGUGGGUAUGCUCAUUUGGUACCCAAGUACUACAAGAUAA